Messenger RNA from Gastrolobium bilobum, 835 nucleotides. RefSeq lists its product as uncharacterized. The record is from RefSeq and is a predicted model, not a curated record. NCBI's taxonomy places the organism in Eukaryota, Viridiplantae, Streptophyta, Magnoliopsida, Fabales, Fabaceae. Gene Ontology annotation, cellular component: RNA polymerase III complex. The transcript is spliced from 2 exons. Gene Ontology annotation, biological process: transcription by RNA polymerase III. Bases 106 to 804 code for a protein of 232 amino acids.
CAAAAUUAUCAUCCAGAAUUCAUAAACCCCAAUUCUUCUUACAAAACCCUUUUAGUUAUUGUUUUUGUUUGAACUUUCAACCAAAUCUCCACGAAAACCCAGGAAAUGAGUGGUUUGCAAGGUAAAUGGAAACGCCAAGAUUUGGCUUUAGCAGUGUCUGCGUCUCUCACAAAUGAAGAGCGCAUUGUCUAUAACAUCAUUCGUGCGAAGAAAGACAUGGGGAUAUGGUCUGGAGACAUCAAACGAGAAAUGAACCUCCCUGAGACCGUGUUCAAGAAAUCCCUUAAGUUGCUUCAAUCCAAGAGUCUCAUCAAGGAAGUUGUUAACAUCCGGAACAAAUCCAGGAAGCUUUUCAUGGCAGCAGAGUUUGAACCCUCCAAUGAGAUCACUGGUGGGGAGUGGUACAGUGAAGGCAAGCUUGACAGUGAGUUCAUCACCCAUCUUACAAGUGUUUGCCUGAAGUCCAUUUUCCAGCUGAAAGUUGCCACUUGUGAUGGAAUAUUGGAGUGGACCAGAAAGACAAGGAUCUUCCCCGUUGAAGUCACAAAACAGCAAGUAGAACAGAUUUUGAGGAUUUUGGUUAUGGAUGAUAAGAUCCUAGAGGUGAAGAGCACUGGGUUUGGGGAUUUUGCAUCUAUUCCUGAUGGUAGAGUUUGUUAUAGAUUGAAAAGCAAAGGCGGUGUUAUAGAUGGUGCCAUGGCUUCCAUUCCUUGUGGGGUUUGUCCUCGGAUAAAAUUUUGUGCACCAAAUGGUGUUGUCUCCCCAACAACCUGUGUCUAUUAUCAGAAAUGGUUGGACUUCUAAAUGAGCCACAUUCUUAUUUUUGAAUUUUAAA